AUGAUACAUUCAAGAGUAAACUCAUUGAAUUUAACUUCGAAAAGCUUGCCUUUAGAUGAUAAAGGAUUAAAAUCAGUUACAUUGCCAUUAACUUCACCAGCGAUACCAAUGCCAAUGCCAAUGCAACAUGAAAACAUUCAACAAAUCUCACCAAAGCUUGUUCAAACAUUGGGCCCCACUAAUGUUCUAUCACCAACAAAUAUUCAACUCCCUAAUAACUCACCAAGUUCAUUUGAAGUUACUCUGCAAUCAACUUUACAAUCACCAUUCCAUUCUAGUAUAAUUUCACCACAUUACCCUCCUUAUGAACCAGACUUGUACUAUCCAUCACGUAAUCAGCGUCAACUCAACCUCAACCACCAUAACCACCACCAACAACAACAACAUCAAAGACCGCAAAGACAAUCCUCAUUGACAUCAGGAUUUAAUCGUUGUGAUGCAUUUUAUGAUUUUGCUGAAGACAGAUAUAGUAGAUUUCGUCCACUGGAUUCUCAACAUAAUAAUAAUGCAAUAUUAUCUGGUUUACAUCCAUUUCAACAAGAAAAUUAUGGAUUACCUAAAAAAACUUUUUUACAAUCUGUUUCUAAUUGGUUUAAAUUUAAAACUCCCGAAUCAGAAAUAAUUAUUGAACGUAAUGGUGAAUAUAUUCAAAAUUCCAAUAAAUCUACCGAUACAAAUACUAUUAUAACUGGAACAGGUACAGGUACAGGUACAGGUACAGGAACAGGAACAGCUAACGUUAGUGGUGGUGGUGGUGCUGAUGAUGAUGCAGCAGCAGCAGCAGAAGUAUCAAUUAAUCAAAAUGAACCUUAUGAAACUACUCCACAACCAAUAUAUACCCCACGAGGAAUUCCAAUAAAUGAAUUUCAAUUGAAUUUUAAUAAAGAAAAUCAAGAUUCAGUUGUUAGACGUAAUGAUGAAAUCAUUAAUUCAUUUGAUGAUGAAGUAAGAGAUUUAAUAAAUGGUGCCGAUAAUUUUUUAACUAGUUGUUUCCAAGGAUGUUGGGAUAUCGGGAAAUUAAUUAAUGAUUCUUUUGUAGAAUUAUGUUAA
Molecule: messenger RNA, 1050 nt
Organism: Candida dubliniensis CD36
Lineage: Eukaryota; Fungi; Ascomycota; Pichiomycetes; Serinales; Debaryomycetaceae
Exons: 1
Coding region: 1-1050 (349 amino acids)
Source: RefSeq, a predicted model, not a curated record